AUGUACACAAGUUGGAGUUGGAAAAUAUGGAGUACAAUUGGAGUACUUCUAAGCCUCAUAUUUAUUGAUAUUCCAUCCGACAUUUAUAGAUUUUUAACAUUGAGACAGAAGGACGUGAAAGGACAAACCAUUAUAAUUACCGGCGGUGGGUCUGGAUUGGGGAAGGCCAUGGCAAUUAGUUUUGCAAGAAGGAAAGCAAAAGUUGCAAUAAUUGAUGUCAAUAAGGAAGGUGGAGAGGAUACGGUUGGCAUCAUCACCAAAGAAAACAAUUCAGCAAAAUUUUAUAAUUGUGAUAUAACGGAUACAGGAAAAAUGAAAGAGGUUGCUGAAGAUAUUUAUAAACACUUUGGAGACGUAGAUAUUGUAAUUUGUAACGCUGCAAUUCUGUCAUUCACAUCGUUUAUGGAAAUUUCCAAUGAGCAACUUCGAAAAUGUUUGGAUGUGAACAUUUUUGGAACAAUUAAUACAAUUAGAACAUUCCUUACUAGAAUGGAGGAAAAAAAUUCAGGUCAUAUUGUAUGUGUGUCGUCUAUUGCAGGUUGGUCCGGUGAAACAAUGGGAUUAUCCUAUUGUACGAGUAAAUUUGCUGUUCGUGGUGCCAUGGAAUCUUUACAAAUGGAACUUAGAGACCGCGGGCUUGACGGAAUCAAAUGCACAACUCUUUAUCCUUAUUUCGCAAGAACUCCGAUGAUUUUGGGCAACAAAAUGAGGCCAACAUGCACAUGGUUCCCAUUUAUGAGUAUUAACUCAUGCUCCGGAAGAAUGGUGGACUCCAUUCUUAAAGAAAAGGUCAAUGCUUUCGUUCCGUCGUAUAUUACUCUGGUUCCUCUAGUGAAGGGUUUGUGUUCAUACAACGUGCUCAAAUCGCUUCGAGACUAUUUGGGAAUUAAAUAUACACCAACCGAUCCGUCACUUUGUAAGCUAAAACUCGUUGAAAUGGCGGAAUAUUUUCGCUCGCCUCAUCUUGGUUGGUGGAUGGUAAUUGUUCCGGGACUUAUUAUCAAUUACCUUGCUUAUGCUAACCCAAAUUUGCUUCAACCAUUUCCUGUGAUUGGACAAAUUGCUGCCAACAUUGGGAAAAAUUAUCAUAACAUAACGAUUCUCACGAAUCUUUUCGCUUUGGCUGCACAUGUUGGAGAAGCUUUAUAUUCAUUAAAACUUUGCAAACAAUCAAAUCUUGGUUUUGCCAGCACUGCAAAAUGGUUCAUUCAAACCUUCAUCGUCGGUUUCCCAUCCCUUUCAAUUCUCAGGGCAUACACCAUUAAGCAAUCAAAGAGACGCUAA
Molecule: messenger RNA, 1284 nt
Organism: Caenorhabditis bovis
Lineage: Eukaryota; Metazoa; Nematoda; Chromadorea; Rhabditida; Rhabditidae
Source: the annotation of a GenBank genome assembly